Molecule: messenger RNA, 3614 nt
Organism: Heterocephalus glaber (naked mole-rat)
Lineage: Eukaryota; Metazoa; Chordata; Mammalia; Rodentia; Bathyergidae
Gene: A1cf
Product: APOBEC1 complementation factor
Molecular function (GO): RNA binding
Source: RefSeq, a predicted model, not a curated record
UUUGGAGUUUGAUAUGAUGAUUAGAACAUAACCACAGUGACACGUUGAAUUCGCCAUAAUCAAGGAACCUUUUCCGGGUGGGGAUCUCUGAAAUUACUCAGUGAGCAACCCUAAUUACCCUGAUUUUUUGCUGAUAAUCACUAUCAAUGGAAUCAAAUCACAAAUCCGGGGAUGGAUUGAGCGGCACCCAGAAGGAAGCAGCCCUCCGCGCACUGGUCCAGCGCACAGGAUAUAGCCUGGUCCAGGAAAAUGGACAGAGAAAAUACGGUGGGCCUCCACCCGGCUGGGAUGCUGCACCACCAGAAAGAGGCUGUGAAAUUUUUAUUGGAAAACUUCCCCGGGACCUUUUUGAGGAUGAACUUAUACCAUUAUGUGAAAAAAUUGGUAAAAUUUAUGAAAUGAGAAUGAUGAUGGAUUUUAAUGGCAACAAUAGAGGAUAUGCAUUUGUAACUUUCUCAAAUAAACUGGAAGCCAAGAAUGCAAUCAAGCAACUUAAUAAUUAUGAAAUCAGAAAUGGGCGUCUCUUAGGGGUCUGUGCCAGCGUGGACAACUGCCGAUUGUUUAUCGGGGGAAUCCCAAAAACUAAGAAGAGAGAAGAAAUCUUAUCAGAGGUGAAAAAGGUCACAGAAGGAGUUGUCGAUGUCAUCGUCUACCCAAGUGCUGCAGAUAAAACCAAAAACCGGGGCUUUGCCUUUGUGGAGUAUGAGAGCCACCGUGCGGCUGCCAUGGCCCGGAGGAAACUGCUACCAGGAAGAAUUCAGUUAUGGGGACAUCCGAUUGCAGUAGACUGGGCAGAACCAGAAGUGGAAGUUGACGAAGACACAAUGUCUUCAGUGAAAAUCUUGUAUGUAAGAAACCUUAUGCUGUCUACCUCUGAAGAGAUAAUUGAAAGGGAAUUCAACAAUAUUAAACCAGGUGCUGUGGAAAGAGUGAAGAAAAUCCGGGACUAUGCCUUUGUGCACUUCAGUAAACGAGAAGAUGCAGUUGAGGCUAUGAAAGCUUUAAAUGGAAAGGUGCUGGAUGGUUCCCCCAUUGAAGUGACCUUGGCCAAACCAGUGGACAAGGACAGUUAUGUUAGGUACACCAGAGGCACAGGUGGAAGAGGAACAAUGCUGCAAGGAGAAUAUACCUACUCUUUGGGCCAUGUGUAUGAUCCCACCACAACCUACCUUGGAGCUCCUGUCUUCUAUGCCCCCCAAGCCUAUGCAGCGAUUCCUAAUCUUCAUUUCCCAGCCACUAAAGGACACCUAAGCAACAGGGCCAUUAUCAGAGCCCCUUCUGUUAGAGAAAUUUACAUGAAUGUACCUGUAGGGGCUGCGGGAGUGAGAGGACUGGGCGGCCGUGGCUAUUUGGCAUACACAGGCCCAGGUCGUGGAUACCAGGUCAAAGGAGACAAGAGAGAAGACAAACUCUAUGACCUUUUACCGGGGAUGGAGCUCACUCCAAUGAAUCCAGUCACUUUAAAACCCCAAGGAAUUAAAUUAGCUCCACAGAUAUUAGAAGAAAUUUGUCAGAAAAAUAACUGGGGACAGCCAGUGUACCAGCUACAUUCUGCCAUUGGACAAGACCAAAGACAAUUAUUCUUAUACAAAAUAACUAUUCCUGCUCUGGCCAGCCAGAAUCCUGCAAUCCACCCUUUUACACCUCCAAAACUGAGUGCCUAUGUGGAUGAAGCAAAGACAUACGCAGCUGAGUACACCCUGCAGACUUUGGGCAUCCCCGCUGAUGGAGGGGAUGCUGGGACUGCAGCUACUGCUGCCACUUCUGCUACUAUUUUCCCAGGAUAUGCUGUCCCCAGUGCAACUGCACCCAUCUCUGCAGCUCAGCUCAAGCAAGCAGUGACCCUUGGACAAGACUUAGCAGCAUAUGCAACCUAUGAGGUCUACCCCACUUUUGCUGUGACUGCCCGAGGGGAUGGAUAUGGACCCUUCUGAAGAUGCCUCUCUUUUAAUUAGGGAUAAGAUACAUAAAACUCUUUUAUAGAAGAAAUAAACUUUUCAGUCCCCUAAUGACAUAAACCAUGCCUUCUCUAAAGCAGUGCUUUUCCUGAGACUGUAUAACUUAUACCAUUGUAGAGUCAUGAAAUGUGAAUGUUAUUUCUCAAUGAAAUCAAAUAUUAAGAAGUCUUUCAUUUAACAGAAAGCCAAAGAGCCAUUGGCCCCAAACAUUGUUCUUCCAAGUUACUUCAGUGUCCUGGGAGUAUGUUUACAGUCCCUGACAGAGCAGGUGAGAUCUCUCAGCAGGCAAGAGCUGGAGCUGAGCAAACUGGGCCAUCAGUUACAAGGGAGCCACUUAAACUCCAGAGUCUCAACCUUGGCUCAGAGCUGCUAUGUGGUACACAAAGUCAAGAAGCGGCAAAAGGAAGGUGGAAAGACACUUCGCAAAAUGCCUUUACUGUGUGGUGCAUUAUCUCAUGUCUGAACUUAUGAAAAUUGUCCAAUAUUUUAUGGAUUCAGCAUCACAUCCACCUGAAAAUUCCACCCAAUUUGUCAUAGGCCAGGAUCUUCCUAGCCCACACACUUUCUUGGGCUCUCCUAGAAAUUGAUAUGUAUUGCAGAUGUGGUUAAAACAAUUCCGGACUUCUUGUUUAUCCAACUCAUUAGCCCACACUUAUUUUUCCCCAGAACUCCUAUCCUUCCCCAGGAUACCCACAAUACAAAAACCAUGCCAACAUGAAAUGACUUUUCAUCAUUUUAAAAAGAUUUUGAAUUGUCCAUCCUGAUUUACUUUCAUCUCAGACUCAUUUUGCUUUUCUCUAAUAUAAAAAAGUAAAUCAUACCUACAGAAUAACACAUAUGAUACUUUUUCCUAUUCAGCAAGUUGGCCUAAAAUUCAUUUUAAAGAGAAAAGUGAAGUUCGGUUUUCAUUUCUUGUUUUUGUUGUUGUUGUUGUUGUUUUUUCUGACGUGCUGGGGACCAACCCAGGGUCUUAUGCAUACUACACAAGCACUCUACCACUGAAUCCUACCUUCGGUCCUGCAUUCAUUACUUUGAUCUUUUUGCAGUAUCCACAUUGCCAUCUAGCAUUCAAAGACAGUUAAUUAACUUGAGGUUAGUCUUGAAUUAUCUAAUCCACUUAUAUUAAAGCUGCCAAAAAUUCCUUUACCUUCCAUCCUUUAAUUUUUAAUAAGUAUAGGCAGCUUUAUUAUACCUAAUCCAUUUGUCUUGAAAGCAUCACAGGAAAAUCUUACAUCCAUCACUGGUGAUUAGAAACCAUUCCUUUAUGCAAGAAUAUUAUUUGGCAAAGUCCCCUAAAGUUGAGGAGCUCUUUCCUGGGAACAUCUGUUAGAGGUGGGACAGACGAGGAUGCCACAACUUAAGAAUGGAGUUAAAAAGGAAGCACUACUUUCCUGCUGUAUUUGUAAGUGAUUGCUUUGUUUAAAACAAAAAUAAUCAAAGUCCAAUACCAAAGCCCAUUGCUACCACUCCAGGCUCUUUAGUGAUUUAAGACAUACAGCACUAAAAUUUUCAUUUUAAAAAAUCCAUUGGCCCUUGUGAAAUUCUAUAGAAUUCAAAGGGAAAAUAUAAGCAUACACAGAGCAGAAAAUUUUAUCAACUCCUUAAUAGAAUUCUAUGAUCCAGAAUCAGGCCAGAUUCCAACCAGUCAGGUAAGCC